AAAAAAAUGCGCAGACCGAACGACAACUGUAAACAAUAUCAACAACAAUGGCUCACAGGAGGAGGACCUACUCCUCGGGAUCUGAUGCCUCGGAUCAUUUUAUUUCCAUUAAUGAACGACCUGUGGACGAUAUAUCGCUUGAGUUCUUUUACAGGCCACACACGAUAACCUUACUUAUAGUAACCAUUGCUGGCCUCAUAUACUUCGCCUUUACGAGAGAUGAAAAUGACAGUAUUCAGUCAAAUAUUCAGUCAGGAUUGGCAGCAAUGGUGUUUUUCUUCCUCAUUAUCAGUGUUAUGGCAUUUCCAAAUGGUCCCUUCACCCGACCCCAUCCAGCUAUAUGGCGGAUAGUCUUUGGCCUUUCCAUAUUGUAUAUGCUUUUGCUUCUCUUCAUUAUCUUCCAGGAUUAUCGUACUGUUCGUAGCAUGUUCGAGUGGUUUUUCCCCGAGUUAAAGAACUUCACAAUUGAUAUGGAUAAGGGUGAAUGGGGAGAGAAAUGUGAUGACCUUUCCUUUGGACGGCUCUGGGAGAGUAUCGACUUCUUCUGCUUUGCUCACUUUGCAGGCUGGGCCAUGAAAACUCUGCUCGUAAGGCAUUAUGGUAUUCUUUGGACCAUCUCUGUCAUGUGGGAAAUAACUGAGAUUGCCUUUUCCCAUCUACUACCAAAUUUUCUUGAGUGUUGGUGGGAUGCUUUCAUCUUGGAUGUGCUGCUUUGUAAUGGUUUAGGCAUCUGGGUGGGUAUGCAGUUCUGUCACCUUAUGGAGAUGCGUUACUACAACUGGGAGAGCAUCAAGGAUAUUCAGACAACAACAGGAAAAUUGAAACGGGCCGUUCUGCAAUUCACUCCUGAGUCUUGGACAGCUAUGCGAUGGCUAGAUCCAGCAUGCACUUACAUGCGUUUUCUUGCUGUAAGUCAGCUGGUAAUUUUCUGGCAGUUAUCAGAAUUGAACACAUUCUUUUUAAAGCACAUCUUUGAGAUGCCACCAAGCCACCCUUUGGUCUUCAUGAGAAUAUUCUUAUUAGGAGCAAUGUCUGCACCCACCAUACGGCAGUACUACAGCUAUGUAACAGAUCCAAGAUGCAAGCGAGUAGGUACUCAGUGUUGGGUAUAUGGGCUCUGUAUGUGCAUCGAAUCCCUUAUCUGCAUCAAAUUUGGGGCUGAUAUCUUCCAAAAUACACAGACCCGGAAUAUAAUAAUCUGGAUUAUAGUUCAAGCAGCAGGCUCUGUUAUAUGUGUGUAUCUUUGUGUCACUCAUCACAGAUGGCAACGCAAACGUCAGGUAAAAAUGGAUGAUUCUUUAGAUGACGAUUCAGAGGCUGAUCCUAAGAUGUCAUCCUAUGUGCAGACACUUCCACGUAAAACAGUAACACUCAGCACACCAGAAGAUGAAGACAGUGAUGAUGAAGCUGAGGGACCUUUGAAAGUUCAUAGAAGAAGAAAAAACUUGCAACUUCGGAGGAGCAACAGAGUAGAGCAGUAAUGAAGUGGAAGUUUAGGCAUUUUUAUGAAAGACAGAUUGGAGACAUUUAGUUGUGAAAAAAAUUUACUUUUGAUGAUAUGCAAUUUUGAGUACAAUCAUGUAAAUAUUAGUGACUGUACUAAUAUUCUGUUAUUAUCAUCAGUUAUGAACUGACGGACUUCUGUCCUCAUGACUCUUUCCACAGAAGUUUUAUUAUAGGGUAAGCUCUCUAUUAUCCAUGGUAAUUUAUACUUAACUUUUGCAGAAAACUAGAAAAAUACAGUCAGAAAAUAUCUCUCAAAAGUGUGUAGUAUAAAUCAGUGCAACAUAUAGUAUAACUCCUUCUUUACAUUAUACACAUACAGGCAGUCCCCGGUUUAUGAUGGGGGUUCCAUUCUUGAGACGUGUCAUAAUGCUGAUCAUUGUCAAAAAUCCUAAGAAAACCCUACUUUUAAUCCUUUGGGUGGAUUUAAAACUAUGUAAACUGCAUUUUUAUUGCAUUUUUCAUCCAAAAAAACUUCAAAUAUUGAUUAUUUUGCCUUUUUGGAGUAAUUUUUCUUCCAUCAGAUUGGCAUCGUAGCCCUGGAACAUGCGUCAUAUGCCUGGAAAGAAUUUUUUAUUAAUAUAAUUGAAAAGCGCUGUAACCUUGGAACGAAACUGGUGACUGCCUACCAUACAGUACAAGUAUUAAUGAAUUUUGAUAAGUUAAUUACCAGUUAAUUGGCAAAUGAGAAAUAGGGAUAAAAACAUUCUUUUGAAAAGUAUAAGUGUAAAGUAAAUAGAGAUUGAUUCAUUUUUCCACUUGCACUCAUUUCAUGCUUUUGUACAUUUUGAUAUUAUUAGUAGUUUGUUUAAUGUAACAACUGAAUACCAUAGAUAGACUCCCCCCAUAGGGCUUGUCUAAAUAACUAUUUAUGAAAUCAGAAUGGAAAUGUAACAAAGUAAAGUUGAAAAUGUUGGCACUGAAGUGAAAAGAAACCAGAUGGAACAGGUCAAAAGUGUAAGUCAGGAAGCAGUGCAGCUGGUACCAGUGGGCUCUGCAAAGAUCCUGUAGUACCUCUUAGGAACCCUUUUAGAAAAAAUCUUUGCAAAUGCCAUGAUAUAACAUCCCAAAUUGUGUGUAGACUUAGCUUAGCACAUUUCAUACCUUAGAGUUUUAUUCAGCCACAUCAUCAAAGAUGGUCUAAUUUAGAGUAUUCAUUAAACUUUGGUACUAUCAAUAUUUUGUUUAUCUAAAGUGUAUGUUUCCAUGUCAUGAAGUAAAAAAUUGAUGAUGGAGUAAAGAAAUGAAGAAAGGGAGAGUUUGGUAGAGAGUACCUAUUGUACCUAUACAGUUGACCGCCUGUUAUUUGCGGGGAUGUGCAUCACAACCCUCCGCGAAUAGCGAAAAUACGCGAGUACUUUGAACCCUUCUAAAAAUGCUUAUAGUAACUGCCUAUUUGUGAGCUCAGACACCAAAAAAUCUCUAAAAACACUUAUACCGUAUUUUAAUAGUUUUAUCACAAAAAAUGCAUUUAGUCCAAAAUAUGAAAAUACAGUAAUUAAUGAAUAUUUCUGUAUGCAAAAAAUUGUGAAUAGGUGAAUUUUCCACGGACCGUGUGUGUAUAUACGUUCCACAGAAAAGUUCCUGAAUAGAUGAAUCCAUGAAUAGGCACCUAAUUAACUAAAAUCUAUACUCACUCAACCAAUAGAAAUUAUAUAAUGCAAGAGAAGUGAAAAUUAUUUUAGAUUAUUAAAUGAAAAAAUAUUAGAAAAUGGUUGUACGCUACAGGGUGUGAGAGAGAGAAAUAAAAUAACUAGCUGCCCAAUCAUUCUUCCAAGGCUGGCUUGAGAGUAAUUGUACGCUUCACAAGCUUAACUGCCAAAAUCUGGCUCAGCCACCAGCUUUGGCAGCCAAUCACAAAGUUAUACCUUGUGGUCAUGGAUUUACUUACUAUUUUUAUGUUUGCAGUGACCUGUCAAAAGAUGUCAGUUUUUUUAGAAUGAAUCAGUCUUAUUCCAAGUUCGUGUGUGGCCUUUUCUUUUAUAUUAACAGUAUGUUCUUAUGUCCUUGGGGGAUGACCUCAGGCUGUUAAGGGAGACCAAAGCCAGAACUUUUCCAUCAUGUUGAGUGGCAUUUUGUAGCAGUAGGUAUGGUGGAUUAAGUCUAUUAAUCACUUGGCUGUUCUGCAAGUGCUAUGCUGCAUCUACUUAGCAGAAGAUGAAUUGGGCUCUUAAGAAGUAAGGAAGUCAGAACUUAAGUGGCAUAUAUAGUCCAGUAGGGGCUUUUCUUUACUGCUAGGGCCAUGGCCGUAUUGAUUUCAUUUGUUGCUAAGGUGAAAACCUUUCUAGUCUACUUAUUGCUCUGAGAGUUCUUUAGUGUAAAGGAAAGGGACACACAGGAACUUGGAAUGAGAUCGAUUUAUCCUCAGAAAUUUACCUCUUAUGACUGCAUUAUGGGGAGAGGGGUUGAUAGGUAAGUUCUUGACUGUAGGGGUUAUCAUUUGAUUGGUUGCCAAAGAUUGCAGAUGAGCUAGAUUUCAGUAGCAAGGUUUUUACAAGAAUUUAUAUCUUAUGUCUUAAUAUCGAAUCAAAAUACCUACUGGAAAAAUUAAUGAGGUCAGAGCCAUGAACAGAACGGUUAGAAUUUUAUUGCUUGCUUACUGACAUUCCUUUUAAAACAAAUGUAAUUUUAGGUCUAGAAAUAAAAAAAAGAAAAUUAUAUAAAA
Messenger RNA from Macrobrachium nipponense, 4168 nucleotides. Its product is annotated as phosphatidylserine synthase-like. The coding region runs from base 48 to 1481 and encodes 477 amino acids. The transcript is spliced from 8 exons. Lineage: Eukaryota; Metazoa; Arthropoda; Malacostraca; Decapoda; Palaemonidae. Gene Ontology annotation, biological process: phosphatidylserine biosynthetic process. The record is from RefSeq and is a predicted model, not a curated record. Gene Ontology annotation, molecular function: L-serine-phosphatidylethanolamine phosphatidyltransferase activity.